UAAACUGACGUGUUGUUAUCGUCAUUACGUCAUCGCAGGUGUAGUGCGAUGACGUGCGACCCCGCCUUGCUUAUGGUUGGAUCAUCGGGGUCCCCUGCCUCCUCCGUGUUGCUUUAAAAGUUUAUCAUAUGUUACUGAAUAUAUAAUAUAUGAAAACAUAUAUGAUGCAUUAACAAGUGUUUACCUUCAUCAUGGAAUCCUGUAUACGAAAAGAAAUAAAUAAAUUCUACACAUUGUCAGUUGAAUGGGAGGGAAGCCCAUGGAAGCCCGAGAUUUCAGCCUAAAAUAAAAAUUAACGUAAAUUUUGUUUUAUUCAGUAAGGUUUUAUUGAUCGUGUUGUAAUAAUCUAAUAUCAGUAAAGUUGGAACCUGAGCUCUGAGUUCCCAGGCCAAAAUGACCAUCUCUUUUUCUUGGGACAAUGUAGUACUACUAUUAUUAUCAAUCAAUAUGCUUUAUUUAUAGGGUUUAUAUCUCUGCACAUUCGAUCAAUGGGAAACUGGACCAAGAAACUAUAUGAUUAUUUUGAGGUGGAACAAUCUAGCAAAACACAAGAUUGUACCACUGACAUAGGGCUACGCCUCAAUGAUUGCCAGGAUUACCCAACACAUGUUCUCCAAUUGACUGAUGUUGAAAAUAACUUAACAACGCUUGCGGAAGAAGCAUCCAAUUGCAGUUCUCGAUCUACAAUUGAAGGAUCGCGUUCCUCUCUAAUUACUAAAGAUGUCGAAGCGUGUAAUUAUGCAGUUGAUAGACCUACCACAAAACGGGAUAGAGUUUUGUCAAAUAAUCAAGUUAACGCGACUACUGCUCACAAUUCACAAUUGCGAAUUUCAAAAACAAGUGUUCAUAAAACUAAAAGCAAAACAGAAAGGAACGUAGACCAAAAAUCUGUGGAACAAUUAGGUCUAAACACAUUGAAUUUGUUUUCUCGAUCACCUCAACGGAAAAACGCUCUAGCCGGCAUCGUACCACGUGAUGAAAACGAGUCAAUUAUAAAAAAUAAAUUAAAAGAGAAAACUAAAUUGAGCAAAGUUCAUCCGGCUUGUACAACAUUAUCUGAUCAAAUAGUAAACCAGAAUUCGGAUCUCAAUAAAAAUAAUGUAUCUGAAAUUCUGAAAAACGAUGGGUGCAAAGAAAUCAAUGAAACGAAUCAGAAAUUCUCCAAGGCAAAAACACCAAAAAAGUUACAAAGGAGACGCGUGACGCAACAUUCGUUGGACGUCGUAUUGGAUGGGGUAUCUUCAAGUGGCACAGAUAUCGAGGUUUACAUAGACGGUCCAUACGGAGCCCCAUCUCAGCAUAUAUUUCAAGCAGAGCACGCCGUGUUGAUUGGUGCCGGUAUUGGUGUGACACCAUUCGCAUCCAUUCUACAAAGCAUACAUGAACGCUACAAAGUGGCUAAACGAAUAUGUCCAAAUUGUAAAUAC
Anneissia japonica is the source of this 1427-nucleotide messenger RNA. RefSeq lists its product as uncharacterized. Gene Ontology annotation, biological process: superoxide anion generation; defense response. The annotation marks the transcript as partial. Gene Ontology annotation, molecular function: superoxide-generating NAD(P)H oxidase activity. The record is from RefSeq and is a predicted model, not a curated record. NCBI's taxonomy places the organism in Eukaryota, Metazoa, Echinodermata, Crinoidea, Comatulida, Comatulidae. Gene Ontology annotation, cellular component: NADPH oxidase complex; plasma membrane. The transcript is spliced from 2 exons.